AUGACAAACACACCACAAUUCAAGUCACCACCACUACCUUCAAUCGAAUCAUUCAAACUCGAUAACAUACUAAACACCAGUCUCGCCAAUGAAUCUAACCAGGUGAUAUCUGAUCUUUUAAACAUCACUAACAACUAUCAACAGGACUUAGCCCAAGGGAUCAAGACUAAUUUGAUCAUUGAACAGAAAAUCCAAUCCAAAAAUGUCGAAGUAGUGAAAUUGGCCCAUGGAAUAAGUAGCCAGCUCAAGAGUCGAGUUAAGAAGUUGAAUAAAGUCACGGGUGAGUCGGAUGAAGUUAACAAGUUGUUGAGAAAUACUGUGAUUGUCAGUGAUAAAGUGCGACUGUUGGUUGGACAACUACACGAAAUUGAAAUGUUGGUUAAUGGAAGUGUUAAUCCCAGUGUUUAUCCAAAUAUAUAUAAGAUACUACAGAAACAACAAAGAUUGCAAGCAGUUGAUCAAUCACAAGUUGAGCCACGACCCUCGGUUGAACUGCCGACUCCUGCAAGACUUUCACCUACUCCACCGCAUGCCCCCAUCCCACUACGCGCCGCUGAAGCCCCCACUCCUCCUCCUCCUCCUCCUCCACCACCUCCUAAGCUGCCAGAACAAUCUUUAUCAGAAUCAGAAUCUAGUGAGAUCAUCCCAUACUCGCCUGAACUACCUUCGCGCCAACCACCCGAGACUGCCAAAGACAUACCGCAGUCGCCGGAACCUGAGGAUAUGGACCCAGAUCAGUUCGAACUAUUUAUGUCAGAAUCAAUAUCGAAAUACCGACAUCGACAAUCUUUAAAGCACAAACAACUUCCACAAUCUCCACCGCCUAUAAACAACCCAUUAAACCUUCUUUACUCCCAAUUGAUACCGAAACCAUCCCAACAAUUUUUGAAAUCACCUUUUGUAAAUUCCCUCCCCAUGAAAUCUAUGCCCAUUAUAAAACCUACAUUGCAAACAUCCCAUUUUAAGAAACUACGUAUUAAUGGCGAUCCAAUUGGUUCAACCAAACACGAUGGAUGUGGGUGUAACCUGCCGGAUCACUCUGAACAAGAAUUGGUUUUUCAAGAUGAUGAGGAACUUGAUUGGAAAGGAUUAAGUUGUGAUGAAGAAUUAACCGAGACUGACUCUUCAGAGUCUGAUUCAGACGAUGAUACCACUAGUCUACCGAUGAUGACCAACCAAUAUUACAAGAAUCUAAAGCGAGCAUCUCGAAAGAGAACUCGUAAUCCUCCUCUUCCUCCUGCUAGACAACCCGAGCUAUCUCCUACGCCCAAACACAAACCUUCACAUCAUACAUUAAAGCCUAAACGGUCGAUUUUGAAAACAUCUGAUCGAAUAGUAUUCCUGAAGGAAAACUCGCCGUACAGACAAGCGGUUAAAGCUACGAAUAUUAUUCCCGAUGCCGUAGCUAUUGUCAACAACAAGUAUGCUUCGAGGAUAGAAUACCCUGUGAGUGAAUUCACAGCAGAAGGGGUGAUAAUAGAGCCGGAAACUGUCGAAGCUGACGAUUCAAGUAGUAUCCGUUCCAUUCUGGUUCUUAAAAGUUAUAUUAAUUAA
Messenger RNA from Spathaspora passalidarum NRRL Y-27907, 1554 nucleotides. RefSeq lists its product as uncharacterized. The record is from RefSeq and is a predicted model, not a curated record. The transcript has a single exon. NCBI's taxonomy places the organism in Eukaryota, Fungi, Ascomycota, Pichiomycetes, Serinales, Debaryomycetaceae. Bases 1 to 1554 code for a protein of 517 amino acids.